GCAGUUUGUCCAAAUUUUAAAUUUUUCAACUGAAGGUGGCGUUGCAAUAUACACUUGAAUCUCUAUCGUUUCAUAUAAUAUUGGAUGUCCAAAUCGCAUUAUGUCCCACUUGAAAUGUGUUGUGAAAUUCACUUGGACAUGCAAAAUGCAUUUAGUCCAUCGACAUUAGACAAACAAAUAGCAUUUUGUCCGUGAGACGAACAAAACGCAUUCAGUCCAGCCGUAAACACGCUGUUUUUAUAACCUAACAGUUAGGUUACUGCUCUUAGUGUCGUUUCGGUUUAUUUUGCAGUAUUGUGUGUUUAGUUUGCAUCUUUUUCGCAACGUUUCAAUUACAAUGGAAUCUGCAGAUGGGGAGCAUAUUGUUGGUGAUUGUGACCGUGGUAGCCGGAAACGACAAGCAAAUUUAACAUCCAGGGAGAGAAAGAAGCAAGUCAGAUAUUCAAACCAUGAUCCUGAUUUACAACAAUUUAAUAUAGUUUGUAAUCAUAAGAAUAAUCCAAAACUGCAGUGUGGGCAAGUAGGGCGAGAUGAUAUACUUAAACUUCGGGAAGUUUUUUACAAAAAUCCCAAUAAAGUUAUUCAAGAUGGAAUAUUAGCCAGUAACAUUGAGUUGGAUAUCCCUAAACGAAAAAGAGCUCGCAAAUCUGAUGGAAAACCGCACUCCUUGUCUGCAAAAUAUCAUGUAUAUAUCAGUCGACAAAAAGUACAAAUUUGUCAAAAGUUUGUAAUGGCUGUAUACAACGUUUGUCAAAGGAGACUAAACACAAUUUGCAAGAAACUCCAGGCUGGGGAGGAAAUUAUAAAAGAAAAAAGAGGAGACGAUAGACGAGCUUUUAAGUUUGUAGACAAAUUGGAUGCUGUAAAGUCGUUCAUUAGUCAAUUACAAGGAAAAGAGAGCCACUAUGGAAGACAGAAGUCUCGACGGAUCUACAUAUCUUCGGAGUACAACAUUUCUAUUCUUUGGCAGUUAUAUAACAAAAACUCACCAGAAGGUUUAAAAGUGAAUUACAAGUACUUCAGUCGGGUGUUCAGUAAAUAUUUCAAUAUUGGAUUCGGCAGUCCUGCUACUGAUGUUUGUAGCUAUUGUGUAAGAACACAAACCAAAAUAAGUAUGUCUCAAAGCUCUUCUGAAAAGCAGAAAAUAUCCACUGAACUGAAAGUACACAAAUUUCGUGCCACACAAUUCCAUAAGUUAAUGAAAACUGAAGUGCCUAAUACAGUUUCGUACUGCUUCGACUUACAGCAAGUUCAGGUAUUGCCAAAAGUACCUAUUCAAGAGGCAUUUUACGCUCAACAGCUGUCAAUAUAUUUUUUUUGCGUUACCAAACUCAAUUGUCAAGAACCAAUAUUUUACACGUGGAUGGAACACCAAGCAGGAAGGGGGGCUACUGAGACAUCAUCUGCCAUUAUUGAUUUUUUAAAAAGAACUGAAUUUCCUGAAGAUGCGACGAAGAUCCGUUUUUUUGCCGACGGCUGUGGGGGGCAAAACAAAAAUAGUCACGUCAUACAUGCUUUGAUGUUUUGGCUCCAUACGUCAGGCGAAAAAAUAAAGGAAAUAGAAAUUAUAUUUCCGAUCAGAGGUCACUCUUAUCUUCCUGCCGAUCGAAUCUUUGGACGCAUCGAAAAAAUAUUAAGGUCCCACAGUCUCAUAAAAACUCCAGACGCAUAUUGGGAAUUGUACACUAAAGUGGGCGAGGUACGAAAACUUGGGUCUGAUUGGAAUCUGCUUGAUGUAAAAAAUAUGCUGCAGUGGCUCAAAAAAGUGAAUGGCAUAAGUUCUUGCCGAAGAUUUUUUAUUAAAAAGAAUGUUUCCGCCAACAAUAUUUUAGUGAAAAGUGAAGUACUCUAUCGCACUGAUACAAACAAAUUCCAAUCUUUACUAAAACCACGCACACGAUUCGACCAGGUAGUCGUGCCAUGGCUACCUUUGGGACAUCAGAUAAAGAAAAAAAAAUAGACAGUUUAAAAAAAUUAUUAGAAUCAUUAUCUGGAGAAAAGUGGAACAAUGAUCCAGAACUGGCAUGGUUAGUUCCAAUUUUUGAAGAACAACGUGAAGAUGGGGAAAUAGAAGCAAAUGAAGAAUGUGAAUGUAACGACAUGGAAGAGGUUAAUUUCAUUUAAAGUUUGUAAAUAAUACAAGUAAACGUUAUCGACAAUAUGUUUGUUUCAUUUCCAAAUUUAUUAUACCCAGUGAUCUGUUGGAUGGACAAUCAAAAUGCUGUUUGUCAACUAGUGACCUGCAAAUAGCAUUUUGUCCAACAGUUUUUUUGAAAUAGUAAAGCCACUUUGGCUUUUUCCAGUCUGCAAAUUUAGUAAUUUCUCAUGCUAUUUUUAAUAGAUUUUUUAAUACCAAACGCAAGUCCGUAAGUAACUCGUAUUGUACGUAGUAGUUUUUUGUCAUUCCUGAAAAUUUACAAUUUUGGACAAAACGCGUUUUGCAAGU
Molecule: messenger RNA, 2446 nt
Organism: Photinus pyralis (common eastern firefly)
Lineage: Eukaryota; Metazoa; Arthropoda; Insecta; Coleoptera; Lampyridae
Exons: 2
Coding region: 338-1960 (540 amino acids)
Source: RefSeq, a predicted model, not a curated record